AUGGUUAUUUCACUGUAUAAACUGUGGGGUGUUGUCGGUGUAGAUGCUAAAACAUUUGCCGUUGUAUUCUUAAAAAGUCUAGCACCAGUACUGGUUGCAUUUGCCGCUGGUUAUAGUGCAGCUAACGUUCUCAAAUUUUUCUUUGGCCUUGGAUCGAUCAUUGGUGGUGCACUAGAUACGGUUAUUGCAACAGCUUUAACAUUACUUGUAGGUGUCGCUGUUACUGUCUAUCUUUCACAAAGUGUCUACGAUCGUCAUCAAUCAAUGAAUGAAGAAUCAUUAAAAGAAAACAUACUAUCUUUCAUGCAAUCGACUCGUUUCAAAGAAAUGGUGGAUGACGUCAAGAAAUUAGCACAGAAUCCAAAAAACAUUUCUAAAGAUACUGUUAUCGAGCUUUUGAACAAAAGAACAUGA
Messenger RNA from Rotaria sp. Silwood2, 414 nucleotides. Lineage: Eukaryota; Metazoa; Rotifera; Eurotatoria; Philodinida; Philodinidae. The record is from the annotation of a GenBank genome assembly.